GAGGAGAGUGGAUCGCAGUUUGUAUUCAUCCUUCUGGCCUCGGAAGACCAGCACGAACUUCACUGCACGGUUAUGGGUAAUAAAAUUCUGACAGAAAGGAUGACUUUUCCUAUCCAAAGCAAUAGUUUCAAAACAGCAAUAACAGAAAAACGUCCUUUAUCAUUACAGGAAAUAAAUGAAGAUCAAGUGUCCAUGAUCCAGGACUGCCUAGAGAGCGAAGUGACUUCUUUGUUGUGCGUUCCCGUCCCUUCGAAUCAGGAAGACAUCGUGACUAUGCUGGUGUGCCUGGUGAACAAAGAUAGCUUCUGUGAAGCAGACGAAGAUUUAGUAGGCGAAACUUUCCGAUGUAUGGCCCCUAUCCUUCAUAGAGCUAAAGCAUAUGAAGAAGAAAAAAGACUGCGAGAGGAAUGCCAGUCUCUUCUGACAGUGGCAAAAAGUCUCUUUACACAUUUAGAUGAUGUAACGCUACUUCUACGCGAAAUCAUGGCACAGGCGAGGCAUCUCACUAAAGCCGAGAGGUGCUCUUUAUUUUUAUUGGACAAGGAGAGAAAUGAGCUGGUAGCAAAAGUGUUUGAUGGAAAUGUGGCUGAGGAUGGAACAGAGACAUCUGUCGAGGUUCGAAUACCGGCUAAUCAAGGCAUCGCUGGAUACGUCGCCACAUCAGGUGAGUUGUUAAACAUCCAUGAUGCAUACGCACAUCCUCUGUUCUAUAGAAAAAUGGAUGAGACAACAGGAUUUAAAACAAGGAAUAUUCUCUGCUUUCCAAUAAAAGACGAUAAAGGUGUGAUAGGUGUUGCCGAACUUUGUAAUAAAAUCAAUGAGCGAUGUUUCUCUUUCUUUGAUGAAGAAAUCGCCAAAGCUUUUUCGAUCUACUGUGGAAUCAGCAUAAUGCAUUCGCUGAUGUGGAAGAAAGUUCGAGAUGCUCAACAUAGAAGCAGAUUAUCUAAUGAGCUUAUGAUGUAUCACAUGCAGGUUCCUCCUGAAGAUGUCACGAAGCUGGCGGAGAUGGAGAUUCUGUCUCCGGAACAUUUCAGUGAGGACUUUGCGAAGCUCACCUUCAUUCCUCGAUCCUUGAAAGAGCAGGAUACGCCUUUAGCUGUCAUAAGCAUGUUCGAAGAUAUGGGCAUGAUUCACAGGUGGAGGAUCCCCAUUUUCACCCUAUCCAAAUUCGUGUUGAUGGUGAGAAAGGGCUAUCGGGAUCCUCCCUAUCACAACUGGAUGCACGCCUUCUCUGUCGCACACUUUUGCUACCUCUUACACAAGAACGUGGGACUGAUGGGAAAUUAUCUGUCUGAGUUAGAAAGCUUGGCUUUGUUCAUCGCCUGUCUGUGCCACGAUCUGGAUCACAGAGGAACGAAUAACAAUUUCCAAGUUGCCUCGAAAUCAGAUUUAGCUGCAUUAUAUUGUUCCGAGGGAUCAGUAAUGGAAAGGCAUCACUUUGCUCAAGCCAUGGCCAUACUGAACACAGAUGGAUGUAACGUUUUGGAAAAUCUCUCUCGCAAAGAGUACACCCAAUGUUUAGAUUGCAUGAGAGAUGUCAUACUUGCCACAGAUCUUGCCCAUCAUUUGAGAAUAAUCGAAGAUAUUGAAACAAUGAUCAAAGAAGGUUUCGAUGUAGAUAAUCAGAAGCAUCACCAACUGUUGUUAUGUCUUCUUAUCACAUGCUGUGACCUUUCUGAUCAAACCAAAGACUGGAAAAGCUCCAAAAAAAUAGCUGAACUAAUCUAUAAUGAGUUCUUCUCUCAAGGUGACUUAGAGAAAGCGAUGGGUGUCCGUCCUAGUGAGAUGAUGGAUCGCGAGAAAGCCUGCAUCCCCGAACUACAGAUCGGAUUCAUCGAAAAUAUAGUCCUUCCAGCCUACAGGAUUCUGGCAUUAUUAUUUCCUGAAAUGCAUGAAGCCACUACAGCAGUUGAUACAAAUCGUUUAUUCUGGGAACGCAUGAGAGACGUCUUCAAACGCCGUUACAGCAACAGCACUUCUUCUUUGGACAUGUUUGAAGACGAAAGUUUGGAACAAGAAGUUCUCGCACUCAGUUGUGAAUCUGAUUGAAUCAAAGAAGGCAGUCUAUGUACAUUACUUCGAAUUUCAAACAAAGUGAAAGUUUUAUUUAUUUAUUUGUUUUGGUGCCAAGAUCAGGAGAAACUUAUGCGUGCGUUGUUGAGGUUUUAACUUGAAAGUGUUGAGGAAGUGACUUAUUAAUUCAGCCUUAUUCGGUAAGGUAGGCUUUAUUUUCUUAAAUAUUAAGCGUAUAGAAUGUGUUUGCAAUGAGUUGAAAAGUACGAUAAAUGACAAAUCUAAAUUUUACAUGAAUCCCGAAGAGCAAAAUUUACAGAUAGUAAAAGUCUCAUUAUGUUUAAUAAAUAAUAUUUAUCUUUAAUAUGUUAAAUUUAAAAAUUCCAUAUUUUACAUGCAAAAUUCGUAGUGGCAUUUGAAAAAAAAAUUGAUGACUUGAUUGCGAAUUUUCGACCGAAAUUAUGCAUUCCCCAAACAAUAAAAGUUGAAUGGCUUUGCCGACUAAGUUUUUCGCAUUAGGAAUAACAGCACUAGUUAUUAAAUUUGAACUGAUUUCGAGAAAAUAUUAAUUAGAAAGAUUUCUGGCAAAUUUUGCGUGUAAAGGUACAGAACCUUUAACUCAGUAAAUCAUAAUGAAUAUUUUGCUGAUUUAGCUUUUUGCUUUAUUUAGACCAUACAUGAAGCUAAAUUUUUUUUUACUUAUGAAAGUCUCCUCCUUCCUCACCCCCUCCCAAUCUUCUUUUAAGGUCUCUAAAUUUUCUUCCUAAUUUUGAGAAAAUCGUAAUUGGAAAGGAUCAAUAUUUAAGAAAAUAAAGUCUGCAGCCCAUUUUUCAGAACGCAUUAUUAUACAAGCAAUAAAAUAACGAUGAUUAGGAUAUAUCAUUCAAGUGGCAUUCAUGUCAAGCCGGGACAUCUGACUUUAUAAAAUGAGAUACAAAUUUCACGUAGAAAUUCGAUUUAGUUUUCAUAUAACUUCCCUGCUACUAAUGUACAUUUAUCACAAAAGGACACUUCGGUAAUAGUCAGCUUCCAGCAUAUCCUACUUCAUUUCAUCAUCAUUACUGAAAUCCUGAUUUCCAAAGGACCUUUUUUUAGGAUGAAACGCUUUUUCAUCUCUGUCCAGACUUCAGCCCUUCUGUGAUGUUCAGAGUGGAAUAAGUAUUCAUUAACUAUAUGAAAAUGCAAAAGUUUCUGAUUGAUUGUGUUCAUCAUUCCCACAAAAAGUUUCUAGCCUUGUGUAGUUUGACUAGAGAAUCCUUAAAAGAGUUCUUUAGAGAUCAACAUUUGACCACUGAUUAUGAAUUAAAGCAGGUUGUCCUAGAAUUGUUCAGACGCACUGAUAAUUUUUUCUACGAAGAUUUCAGCAAAAUGUUGGGAUGGGUGUGUAAAUGUAGCAAGGGAAUCUAAACACACUUUUCACUCCUCAAAAUUUUCUCUUCUAUUUUAUAAAUUCAGAAGUUUCGGUUUGAUUUUAACGCAUCUCUUAUACCCGUAUACAUUAAAAUAAUUUACUGAAACUAAAGUGGGAUUAGUUUCAGCAAUUCGGGUCGAGACAGUAGCCAAAAAAACUGUUAAAACAUAAGAAGUAAAAUCAUAUUGAUUUAUCAAACGAUAAAAAGUUCUUAUGAACUGUUGUGAUUACAAACAACUUUUUACAAUGUAUUCGCCAAAGCAAAGAACACGGUAACUUAAGUUAAUAGUUUGUUUUCGAAAAAAUUAAGAGUUUCAGAAACUGUUAUGAUUUUUAGUAUCGUACCUUACACAGAUUUAAUGCAGAUAUAAUGUGACUAUCAUCUUUGCUGAUAACCAGGAAGUUUACUGAACGACUUAUUUUGGUAGUUACGAAAAGCGUAACUGCAUUGGUGUGCAAAACUUAAGCAAAAGGUGUUCUUUUUGCGAUAACUCAUCUGAGAGACAUGAAAUUCAGAAAUGAGCGACAGCAUUUUGUAUUUAAACGAUGACAAAAGCAUAGUUGCGCUAAAAUAAAUGCAAUGCAUACAAUAUGGAAUCAAACAAAAAAAAAAGGCUUUAUUGAACUCAGAGUGUUGUUACACAUGAUCGUCUGUACAAGAGGAAGAACAACAAGCAGAUGUUCCUUAGUAUGGGAUAUGCCCUCCUCUUACUGCAAUGGUCGCUUCGCACCAUCUCUCCAUACUCAGCACCAGAUUCUGUAACAGAUCUUUGAUUGAGGAAAGAGUGUCCAUUCCUCAAUCAGCGUCUCUUUCAGUUGUUGGGUGUUCCCCUGAGUUUGUAAGCGUGCCCCAAGACGUCUCCUCAAAGCAUUCUACAUAUGUUCUAUGGGAUAUAAAUCAGGCGAAUACGCUGGCCAAUCCAUUCGAGUGAUAUCUUCAAUUUCCAGUAGCUUCUGAAGAGCAGGAGUCCGGUGUUGCCGUGUAUUGUCAUCCAUAAAAACGAAGUCUGCUUCAGGGGCAACUCGGAACAGAUGCACUUGGGGAAGGAUCAUCUCCUGAUAAUAGCGAUCUCCGGUUACAGAAACUCUGUCGAAAACAUGGAGCUCUGUCCGCCCGUUCGGCAUAAUACCUCCCCAAACGAAAACUCCAGGACCACCGCAACGGUCUGUUUCCGUUAUGUUACUGGGAUGAAACCGCGUCCCGACCUCUCUCCACAUCAACUGGCGUUGAGAAUCGCUUGUGGCACUAAAACAACUCUCAUCCGUACAGAGGACACCAUAUCAUUGAUGAGAUGUCCAGUUUUUGUGCUCCUUGCACAACUCUAAACGGUGGCGCCGAUGACCAACUGUCAAAGGGAUGCCGCUUUCAGGACAGCAGGCGAAUAGGCCACCUUUGUGAAGGGGUCUGGACACAUAAACCGUGACACUUGUCGCCCUCUUGCUGUACACAGUUGCUGAGCUCUGGCGCUUGCUGACUGGUUUCGGGCUCUUUUCGCCUGCAAGACGAUAUAUCAGUCAUGCACUGCAGUUUUGUCUUGGGUGGGCCACCACCGACCCUUCUGACAGCCUGUACCUACGGUUUGGAAGGCUAUCCAAACUCGCGAAACGACACAUGUUGAUUCCGAACUCUUUAGCUAAAGUGGUCGCACUAUGCCCCUGCUCCAGUUUUCCGAUCAUUCUUCCACGUGUGAAGUUAUCCAGGUGAUUUCUUCUAGCCAUAUUUCACGAAAACUGCAACUGCUAUAUGUUUGAUGCAUAGUUUUGACCUUAAUAAGUGAAAAAUAUUUACAGAAAAAUUCACCGAUUAUAUUUUAUUAUCACAAUGCUCUGGUCUGGCCUCUGUAAUGUUGUAGUGCAGAGUUUUCUCGGGAGACGUUAAAAAACGCCUCUUGUUCUCUUACAUCAUUUUGAGUGAAAAUAACGAUACGCGACAGAAAUUGCAGGGGGAUUUUUUUCAAGAGGUUUCAAGAGGAUAAAAUGAGAAAAAGAAUGCGAAAAACUAUUACUUUGAAAACUAUAACGCAUUAUAAAUAAGUAAAAUAUUAUAAAUAAAUAACAUUAAUAUAUUGCAUUAAAAAACUACUAUUUAAGGGAAGGAAUGUCAUAUAUUGUUUUUCCUUUUCUUGGUUAAAUUUUGCUUUCAUCUGAAGUAUGACAUUUAAUAGUUUUCACGAUCCGCGCUGUUUCGACCUUGCGCAGAGAAUAAUUUUUAUUUAUUUAUUUAUUUUUUUUUUUAAGAGAUUUGUAAUUCUCGGUGUAAACUCAGUACCUCUAUAUUUUUAUGAUCUUCAUGUUCUUCCUGAACACGUCUUUUAGACUCAAACUGAAAACCUAACCCUGAAAUCCGUGGAAAUCAACGAGAAUAAACUAAUGACAUAUAACAGUAAUAAACUUAUUUCAACUAGCAGUGAAAUAGCAUUCGAAAAUGACACUAAUAAUAUGGACAUGAAGCUAAGGUCCAAGAACAAAUGUUAAUGCAUAUUGCAUCACUGGCCAGAUGUGUAAUCUAAAGAGAAAGUAAGUAAUACACAAUUGGCGUUAAUGCCCCCUAAAUAGCCCACAUAGUAAAUGCUGUGCCAGAAGCAUGAUUUUUGAACAAUUAAUGCUGUAAAACGAUAAUUUGAGAAAUGAUGGAUGAGGGAAUAAAUGACGUCAUUUAUGCUGAACGUUAUUCUGGACUAAAACGAUACAUGUAGGGGGAAUCUGAAGAUAUAUGACUCGAGGGUUUUGUUUACUUCGAAAGAAGAUGACUACGGAUUGCUAACAUUAAUCAUUUGCUUAGAGCACAUUAAACAUAUUCGAAGUAAAACAAGUGUGUUUAAACCUAUUUGCAGCAAAAACAUUGGAGUGUCAUGUUUUUCACCACAGAAGACUAAAUACGAAGAAAAUAUUUUUUGAUUAUGGAAAUUAACUAAUGUAAUAAUGCACAAAAUGCCAUAGUGAAGUUGCGAAAAUCAGAAAAGGUAGGUAAAUCAAAGUGACCAUAGCUCGUCAUAAGUAAAUAGUUGAAUAAAUAACAAUGCAUAACUUAAAAGACCACAAAGCCGGUAAAAAAGACUAUUUCUCUGUUUGCAUAUCGUUAAUUAUUUUGAAACUGCAUAAUGUUACAUUUUGAAUGAAGGACUGCAAUGAAUGUUUCAUAUUUAUUGUUUAAUUUUAUCCUUUUUGGAAUAUUUUUUUUUUUUUUU
This is a messenger RNA of Stegodyphus dumicola, 6612 nucleotides long. RefSeq names its product cGMP-dependent 3',5'-cyclic phosphodiesterase-like. Gene Ontology annotation, molecular function: 3',5'-cyclic-nucleotide phosphodiesterase activity; protein binding. The record is from RefSeq and is a predicted model, not a curated record. Gene Ontology annotation, biological process: signal transduction. NCBI's taxonomy places the organism in Eukaryota, Metazoa, Arthropoda, Arachnida, Araneae, Eresidae.